This is a messenger RNA of Magnolia sinica, 651 nucleotides long. RefSeq names its product probable disease resistance protein At5g43730. The coding region runs from base 1 to 651 and encodes 216 amino acids. Lineage: Eukaryota; Viridiplantae; Streptophyta; Magnoliopsida; Magnoliales; Magnoliaceae. The transcript has a single exon. The record is from RefSeq and is a predicted model, not a curated record. Gene Ontology annotation, molecular function: ADP binding.
AUGCAAGAGUUGAGCAGCCGAGAGGCCGAUGUAAAGAACGAACUGAACACAACGAAGGUAAUGCAUGAAAAGAAACCAAAGCAAGAGAUGAGUUUAUUGUUGGAAAAUGUGCAAAGGACUACAAGUGAAGUGACUAAGAUAGAAGAUGUUUAUUUUGAAGUAGGGAAAGAUUUCUCACUCCCACGUGUUGCAUUGGGAAAGCGUGUCGUAAAGAAGAUUGAAGAUAUGGGGAAACUUAAGGAGAAAUGUCAAUUUUCAAAAGGGUUACUUGCUGAUCUAUUACCUGAUAGUGGGCACAUGCCCACGACAAAACGGGUGGGUAGAACAACAGCCGAAAGAAAUUUGGAACAAAUUUGGGAGUCCUUGAUGGAUAAUGAGGUCAAAACUAUAGGUGUCUAUGGUAUAGGAGGAGUGGGCAAAACAAACAUCAUGACCCACAUCUUUAAUAAAAUACAGGAAUUUAGAAUAUUGGAUACUGUCAUUUGGGUGAUAGUGUCUAAUGAUUCUAGUAUUGAGAUACUACAAAAUGGUAUUGCACGAGCAAUAAAAUUAGACUUUUCUGAUAAAGAGGAUGAAAUGAGAAGAAAAAUGAAAUUGUUUGAGGCUUUGAAACGUAGGGAGAAGUUCGUUAUCAUCUUUGCUGAUAUAUGA